Octopus bimaculoides (California two-spot octopus) is the source of this 669-nucleotide messenger RNA. RefSeq lists its product as uncharacterized. Lineage: Eukaryota; Metazoa; Mollusca; Cephalopoda; Octopoda; Octopodidae. The record is from RefSeq and is a predicted model, not a curated record.
AUGAAGGAAGAGGCCAAGAUAUUGAAGGCCACAAGAACAAAGAGUGUGGAUUAUUGGGGAUAUGGAAUCGAACUGACUAUCCAGGCAACAGUGGAAGACCUUAAUAGAAUUGAUGAGGAGAUAGCGCUACCUGACGACCAAAAAUUAAGAGUGAAAGCGGAGGGCAGGCCGCCUACAUGUUUUGCAUGUGGCGAGAAAGGCCACAUGAAGGCGAGAUGCCCGCAGAGGGAACCAACAGAAAAACAGGAAGACACGAACCAGGUAGUACAGACAGAGACAGAAGAAAAUACAACGGAGGAGGGAUUUACGGUAGUGGAAAGAAAACGAAGGAGGGGUGGAAGAACAAACUCACCACCAGAGAAACAGAAAAAGAAGAAAGAAGAAGAGGAAAAGGAAGCUGUAACCAGAGGGAAGGCAGACGAAGAGGUGACGGAGAAAGAAAGAGAGAAGACAACUACUAAACAGGGGGGUUUACAAGAGGAGGGAACAACGAUAAUGACGCCGGUUUCCCCAGCGAAGGAAGAGGAUUCGAGAGUUGAAACAUCUGACGAUGAAUGGGAUAAAUGGUAUGGAGUUCGAGAAGGAAAUACAUCAGUAACAGAAGAAGAAGGGAAAAAAUCAAGAAGAUGGAAAAACAAAUUGGAAUUUUGUAACUUACUCAAAAAAUGA